Messenger RNA from Propithecus coquereli (Coquerel's sifaka), 3409 nucleotides. RefSeq names its product phosphatidylinositol-4,5-bisphosphate 3-kinase, catalytic subunit alpha (gene PIK3CA). Gene Ontology annotation, molecular function: 1-phosphatidylinositol-3-kinase activity; 1-phosphatidylinositol-4-phosphate 3-kinase activity. Lineage: Eukaryota; Metazoa; Chordata; Mammalia; Primates; Indriidae. Gene Ontology annotation, biological process: phosphatidylinositol-mediated signaling; phosphatidylinositol-3-phosphate biosynthetic process; phosphatidylinositol 3-kinase/protein kinase B signal transduction. Gene Ontology annotation, cellular component: phosphatidylinositol 3-kinase complex, class IA; plasma membrane; phosphatidylinositol 3-kinase complex, class IB. The transcript has 18 exons. The record is from RefSeq and is a predicted model, not a curated record.
AAUGCCUCCACGACCAUCAUCAGGUGAACUGUGGGGCAUCCACUUGAUGCCCCCAAGAAUCCUAGUAGAAUGUUUACUACCAAAUGGAAUGAUAGUGACUUUAGAAUGCCUCCGUGAGGCUACUUUAAUAACUAUAAAGCAUGAACUGUUUAAAGAAGCAAGAAAAUACCCUCUCCAUCAACUUCUUCAAGAUGAAUCUUCUUACAUUUUCGUAAGUGUUACCCAAGAAGCAGAAAGGGAAGAAUUUUUCGAUGAAACAAGACGACUUUGUGACCUUCGGCUUUUUCAACCCUUUUUAAAAGUAAUUGAACCAGUAGGCAACCGUGAAGAAAAGAUCCUCAAUCGAGAAAUUGGUUUUGCUAUUGGCAUGCCAGUGUGUGAAUUUGAUAUGGUUAAAGAUCCAGAAGUACAAGACUUCCGAAGAAAUAUUCUGAAUGUUUGUAAAGAAGCUGUGGAUCUUAGGGAUCUCAAUUCACCUCAUAGUAGGGCAAUGUAUGUUUAUCCCCCAAAUGUAGAAUCUUCACCAGAACUGCCAAAGCACAUAUAUAAUAAAUUAGAUAAAGCUUCUCCCCUUAAUAUCUUACAGUAUAUAAGGAGCUGUAUAAUGCUUGGGAGGAUGCCCAAUUUGAUGCUGAUGGCUAAAGAAAGCCUUUACUCUCAACUGCCAAUGGACUGUUUUACAAUGCCAUCUUAUUCCAGACGUAUUUCCACAGCUACACCAUAUAUGAAUGGAGAAACAUCUACAAAAUCUCUUUGGGUUAUAAAUAGUGCACUCAGAAUAAAAAUUCUUUGUGCAACCUAUGUGAAUGUAAAUAUUCGAGACAUUGAUAAGAUCUAUGUUCGAACAGGCAUCUACCAUGGAGGAGAACCCUUAUGUGACAAUGUAAACACUCAGAGAGUACCUUGUUCCAAUCCCAGAUGGAAUGAAUGGCUGAAUUAUGACAUAUACAUUCCUGAUCUUCCUCGUGCUGCUCGACUCUGCCUUUCCAUUUGCUCUGUUAAAGGCCGCAAGGGUGCUAAAGAGGUAAAGUAUUUCAGAAGGAACCACUACUUUUACCUCUAAAAACUUUUACUAAUUAUACUGCUGAAUGAAAUUUUUCACAAAAUGGAUGAAACUCCAUGUUUAGAGUUGGAGUUUGACUGGUUCAGCAGUGUGGUAAAGUUUCCAGAUAUGUCAGUGAUUGAAGAACACGCCAAUUGGUCUGUGUCCCGAGAAGCAGGAUUUAGUUAUUCCCAUGCAGGACUGAGUAACAGACUAGCUAGAGACAAUGAAUUAAGAGAAAAUGACAAAGAACAGCUCCGAGCAAUUUGUACACGAGAUCCUCUAUCUGAAAUUACUGAACAAGAGAAAGAUUUUCUGUGGAGCCACAGACACUAUUGUGUAACUAUCCCUGAAAUUCUACCUAAAUUGCUAUUGUCUGUUAAAUGGAAUUCUAGAGAUGAAGUAGCCCAGAUGUACUGCUUGGUGAAAGACUGGCCUCCAAUCAAACCUGAACAGGCUAUGGAGCUUCUAGACUGUAAUUAUCCAGAUCCUAUGGUUCGAGGUUUUGCUGUUCGAUGCUUGGAAAAGUAUUUAACAGAUGACAAACUUUCUCAGUACUUAAUUCAGCUAGUACAGGUCCUAAAAUAUGAACAGUAUUUGGAUAACCUGCUUGUGAGAUUUUUACUCAAGAAAGCAUUGACUAAUCAAAGGAUUGGGCACUUUUUCUUUUGGCAUUUAAAAUCUGAGAUGCACAAUAAAACAGUUAGUCAGAGGUUUGGUCUGCUCUUGGAGUCCUAUUGUCGUGCAUGUGGGAUGUAUUUGAAGCACCUGAAUAGGCAAGUUGAGGCAAUGGAAAAGCUCAUUAACUUAACUGACAUUCUCAAACAGGAGAAGAAGGAUGAAACACAAAAGGUACAGAUGAAGUUUUUAGUUGAGCAAAUGAGGCGACCAGAUUUCAUGGAUGCUCUACAGGGCUUUCUAUCUCCUCUAAACCCUGCUCAUCAACUAGGAAAUCUCAGGCUUGAAGAGUGUCGAAUUAUGUCCUCUGCAAAAAGGCCACUGUGGUUGAAUUGGGAGAACCCAGACAUCAUGUCAGAGUUACUGUUUCAGAACAAUGAGAUCAUCUUUAAAAAUGGGGAUGAUUUACGGCAAGAUAUGCUAACACUUCAAAUUAUUCGCAUUAUGGAAAAUAUCUGGCAAAAUCAAGGUCUUGAUCUUCGAAUGUUACCUUACGGCUGUCUGUCAAUCGGUGACUGUGUGGGACUUAUUGAGGUGGUGAGAAAUUCUCACACUAUUAUGCAGAUUCAGUGCAAAGGCGGCCUCAAAGGCGCAUUGCAGUUCAACAGCCACACACUACAUCAGUGGCUAAAAGACAAGAAUAAAGGAGAAAUAUAUGAUGCAGCCAUUGACCUGUUCACACGUUCAUGUGCUGGAUAUUGUGUAGCUACCUUCAUUUUGGGGAUUGGAGAUCGUCACAAUAGUAACAUCAUGGUGAAAGAUGAUGGACAACUGUUUCAUAUAGAUUUUGGACACUUUUUGGAUCACAAGAAGAAAAAAUUUGGCUAUAAACGAGAACGGGUGCCCUUUGUUUUGACACAAGAUUUCUUAAUAGUGAUUAGUAAAGGAGCCCAAGAAUGCACAAAGACAAGAGAAUUUGAGAGGUUUCAGGAGAUGUGUUACAAGGCUUACCUAGCUAUUCGGCAGCAUGCCAAUCUCUUCAUAAAUCUUUUCUCGAUGAUGCUUGGCUCUGGAAUGCCAGAACUACAAUCUUUUGAUGACAUUGCAUACAUCCGAAAGACUCUAGCCUUAGAUAAAACUGAGCAAGAGGCUUUGGAAUAUUUUAUGAAACAAAUGAAUGAUGCACAUCAUGGUGGCUGGACAACAAAAAUGGAUUGGAUCUUCCACACAAUUAAGCAGCAUGCAUUGAACUGAAAUGAUAACUGAGAAACUGAAAGCUCACUAUCUGGAUUCUACACUGCACUGUUAAUAACUGUCAACAGGCAAAGACUGAUUGCAUAGGAAUUGCACAAUCCAUGAACAGCAUUAGAAUUCACAGCAAGAACAGAAAUAAAAUACUAUAUAAUUUAAAUAAUGUAAACGCAAACAGGGUUUGAUAGCACUUAAACUAGUUCAUUUCAAAAUUAAGCUUUAGAAUAAUGCGCAAUUUCAUGUUAUGCCUUAAGUCCAAAAAGGUAAACUUUGAAGAUUGUUUGUAUCUUUUUUUAAAAAACAAAACAAAAAUCCCCAAAAUAUACAGACAUGAUGGAGAAGGAAAAAGAAGGUUCUUUUCUGUCUUACAAAUGUUCUGUGUUUUGAAAUGUGGACACAACAAAGGCUGUUAUUGCAUUAGGCCUAAGUAAACUGGAGUUUUCGUUAAAUUACAAAAGAUUGGAAAAGAAUGAAAUUUUUUUAUUUUUCCAUUGCUGU